AUGGGCACCAUCUCUCUGGCCGUUUCGGUCCCUAAGGGCCUCGUGCAAAGUACCGCCGACUGGUGCCAAGGCCUCGGUCCUGGUGCCUUUGAUACCGCGCCCAACUUCACUCUUGCCGCUUACGACACUUCGGGCAGCAAUGCGAACACGACUGGUGUCCCUCUCGUGCUCACCGAGACAUCGCUCGACAGCGACACUGCCUACAUGGCGAUCGCGACCUACGCAACCCAGCCCGACAACACGUUCGCGGCGUUCUCGCUUAGCCAGGGUGUUUUGUCGCCUAAUGUCAACGCAACUGGCGUGAACGUCACCGACCUGAGCGUCAACUCCGGUGACGCGCCCUCGUUCGUGGCGAGUGAAACCAGCGUGCCGGCGCCCGCGCAGGUGUACUGCGGUGUUGCUGACACCGAUCCCCACGGUGGUAACCCGUACCCGAUCCUUUCUGUCAACAAGGACACCGACUCGUUCUCCCUUUGCAAGUCCACCAGCGGGGACUCCAACGGACAGGAUAUCGUUGUUUUCGAGGCGGCCCAGGGCAGCUCCGACUACGACUUCAGCACUUGCACUCCUGUCCAUGUCCAGCUCAUCGGCCUCGAUUGA
Rhodofomes roseus is the source of this 600-nucleotide messenger RNA. RefSeq lists its product as uncharacterized. The record is from RefSeq and is a predicted model, not a curated record. The coding region runs from base 1 to 600 and encodes 199 amino acids. The transcript is spliced from 3 exons. NCBI's taxonomy places the organism in Eukaryota, Fungi, Basidiomycota, Agaricomycetes, Polyporales, Fomitopsidaceae.